CCGCCACCCGGCCCUUUACGAUAACAUCAGCGGGGCAUGGAGGACGCCGGUCUAAAACGGAAGCAGAAUGAACCGCCUGUCCAUCCUGCUACAUCCAACCAGAGAUACACGCAACAGCCGAUACAGGACGCCGCGCGGCAGCGUAGGUACGCAGCAUCGACGUCGACCGAUAGGUAUCGGUCCACACCGCUCAACUCUUCGACCACGGGCACGGCUCGGGGCAUCGGCGGCUCGGCUGGUUACAGCGGAUACUACCAGGAUUCCACAGCUGGCGCAUUUCAAACGGCCGCGGCCAUACCACAAUCAUCCAUCUCGUCGUACCACCGGUCCACUACGGACUACAGCCAGAAUGGACGACAAACACAAAGCUUCACGGGCUACAACCCGGCAAACAUAAUGUACAAUAUCCAAUCAGGGGCCCAAAACUCUGCCGUCUAA
Messenger RNA from Gaeumannomyces tritici R3-111a-1, 438 nucleotides. RefSeq lists its product as hypothetical. Bases 37 to 438 code for a protein of 133 amino acids. The record is from RefSeq and is a predicted model, not a curated record. Lineage: Eukaryota; Fungi; Ascomycota; Sordariomycetes; Magnaporthales; Magnaporthaceae. The transcript has a single exon.